AUGAGACUAGACAGGCUUUUCUCUGCUGCAGAGGUUAAAAAGGCAAUGUUCAACAUGCACUGUUUGAAAUCUCCAGGUACGGAUGGGUUCACUGCAGAUUCCUUUCAGGCCUACUGGGAAGAUGUAGAGGAGCUAGUGGUGGAUAGUGUGCAACAAUUCUUAAGGACAGGGAAUACGCUCAAAGAGUGGAACCAGACUCUUUUAGUUCUGAUCUCGAAGGUUAGGGUUCCUGAACGUGAAGGUCAGUUUAGACCCAUCAGCUUAUGCAACACAGUUUAUAAAUGCAUUUCCAUGUGUAUGGUCAACAGGUUAAAGAAUAUUCUCCCAGGCCUCAUCUCUGAAAACCAGCAUGCUUUCAUACCUAGUAGGUACAUGGAGGAUAACAUUCUUCUGAGCCAUGAGCUUAUGCAUUUGAUUAAUUCAAAAAAAGGGUCGAAUUUCACUGCGAUCAAGAUUGAUAUGUCGAAGGCCUAUGAUAGAGUGGAUUGGAGAACUUCGGGACACUUUGUUCCUCAGUGUGGCCUAAGACAAGGUGAUCCUCUUUCUCCAUACCUCUUCAUAUUCUGUAUGGAUAUCCAUUCAAUAAUGUUAUCGUUGGCAGAGGAUAUCAACCAAUUCAAAGGCUUGAAAGUGUCAAGAAGGUCUCCUUCUAUCUCCUACCUCUUCUUUGCAGAUGAUGCUAUGUUGUUCUUUAAGGCGGACGAGGAGUCAUAUUUAUGUAUUAAUGUCAUUCUCCUUCGAUUUGGUAAAGCUUCGGGGCAACAAUUGAACCUUCAAAAAUCCUUUAUUAAGUUCUCUCCGGGUUUUGACAACAACAAAAGGUUAGUAUUGAAGAGUAUCCUCUCUAUGCCAGAGACAGAUAAUAUGGGAACCCAUUUAGGGGCUCCGAUUGAUAUACAGGGGAAGAAGAGUUUGGCCUUUCAAUUCUUGGUUGAUAGAGUGUCUGAUAAAUUGGUAUCCUGUGCUUCCCUCAAUCUGUCACAAGCGGCAAAACUGGUUCUUAUCAACACGGUUCUAGUAAGUAUCUGA
Chenopodium quinoa (quinoa) is the source of this 1029-nucleotide messenger RNA. RefSeq lists its product as uncharacterized. Bases 1 to 1029 code for a protein of 342 amino acids. Lineage: Eukaryota; Viridiplantae; Streptophyta; Magnoliopsida; Caryophyllales; Amaranthaceae. The record is from RefSeq and is a predicted model, not a curated record. The transcript is spliced from 2 exons.